Messenger RNA from Gekko japonicus, 916 nucleotides. RefSeq names its product homeobox A6 (gene HOXA6). Gene Ontology annotation, molecular function: DNA-binding transcription factor activity, RNA polymerase II-specific; RNA polymerase II cis-regulatory region sequence-specific DNA binding. Bases 85 to 831 code for a protein of 248 amino acids. Gene Ontology annotation, biological process: regulation of transcription by RNA polymerase II; anterior/posterior pattern specification. Gene Ontology annotation, cellular component: nucleus. The record is from RefSeq and is a predicted model, not a curated record. Lineage: Eukaryota; Metazoa; Chordata; Lepidosauria; Squamata; Gekkonidae. The transcript is spliced from 2 exons.
ACAAACCCCUCGGAUGACUCCUAAUAGUUAUCGCCAGAUGUACUAAUACACAACAAAUCACGGUCCGGGGUCUGGGGAGCGCCCAUGAGUUCCUACUUCGUCAAUCCCUCUUUCCCGGGGAGCCUGCCCGGCGGGCAGGAGUCCUUCCUCGGGCAGCUCCCCCUCUACCCGGCCGGCUACGAGGCGCUGAGGCACUUCCCCGCCUCCUCCUCCGCCGCCGCCUCCUCCUACGGGGCCGGCAGCCUGCCGGACAAGCCCUACACCUCACCUGGCUUCUACCAGCAGUCCGCCGCCGCCGCCGCCGCCGCCACCACCGUCCUCGCCUGCAGCCGCGGGCCCGCCUACGACUACGCGGGAGGCUCCUGCUGCUACGCCGACAAGGACCUGGCCGCCGCCAACGGCUCCGGCAAGCCGCGGCCCGGCCACCCGGGGGACUAUCUGCCCUGCUUCGCCUCCGACCAGCAGUACAAGCCCGAGAGCGGGCCGGGCAAAGCCCUCGGUGACGACGGCAGCGACCGGAAGUACAGCAGCCCCGUUUACCCCUGGAUGCAGAGGAUUAACUCCUGCGCUGGUACCGUCUAUGGGACGCACGGGAGACGGGGCAGGCAAACCUACACCAGAUACCAGACCUUAGAGUUAGAGAAGGAAUUCCAUUACAACAGAUACUUAACCAGAAGGCGACGGAUUGAGAUUGCCAACGCGCUCUGCCUUACUGAACGACAGAUUAAAAUCUGGUUUCAAAACAGACGCAUGAAGUGGAAAAAGGAGAGCAAACUGAUCAAUUCCACACAGCCCGGCGGCGAAGAGACAGAGGAGAAGCCAGGGGAGUAAGACCGUGCUUGAGCCAUAUUAACAGACCUUGCCUGGGUAUCUUGCUCCCCCCCUUCCCCCCCUUCCGCUUUUCUUUCCACUAAAC